AUGGGUAGGAUCGAAGACGAGGAAUGCAUACAGGUUCAAAUAUGGUACUCCGGACGCGUGAAAGGCAAGAACGGAGUGGGUAUUUUGGUGGAUAGGGAGCUCAGGGAGUCAGUGGUUGAGGUUAGGAGGGUUAAAGACAGAUUGAUAGCGAUUAAGUUAGUAGUUGGAGGGAGCACUCUGAAUGUAGUUAGUGCGUACGCGCCGCAAGCGGGCUUGGGCGAGGAGGUUAAGAGGUGCUUCUGGGAGGGGUUGGAUGAGGUGGUGUGGGGUAUUCCGUCAACGGAGAAGUUAUUUAUAGGAGGGGAUUUCAAUGGUCAUAUUGGGUCAUCGCCUGAGGGUUAUGAAGAGGUGCACGGUGUCUUCAGCUUUGGGGAUAGGAACGGAGGUGGUACUUCUCUAUUGGAUUUCACUAGGGGUUUUGAGUUGGUGAUCGCGAACUCUAGUUUUCCGAAGAGGGAGGAGCAUUUGGUUACUUUUCGGAGUAUGAUGGCUAUGACCUAG
Molecule: messenger RNA, 501 nt
Organism: Nicotiana tabacum (common tobacco)
Lineage: Eukaryota; Viridiplantae; Streptophyta; Magnoliopsida; Solanales; Solanaceae
Source: RefSeq, a predicted model, not a curated record